This is a messenger RNA of Morus notabilis, 1587 nucleotides long. Its product is annotated as cytochrome P450 CYP82D47. NCBI's taxonomy places the organism in Eukaryota, Viridiplantae, Streptophyta, Magnoliopsida, Rosales, Moraceae. Bases 1 to 1587 code for a protein of 528 amino acids. The transcript is spliced from 2 exons. Gene Ontology annotation, molecular function: heme binding; iron ion binding; oxidoreductase activity, acting on paired donors, with incorporation or reduction of molecular oxygen. The record is from RefSeq and is a predicted model, not a curated record. Gene Ontology annotation, biological process: defense response to other organism.
AUGGCUUCUUUACUACUUCCACAUGAUCUGACUGCUAUCAUGGCAGGAUUAAUAUUAUGUGCCAUAGUCUUUAUUUACUAUUUCUUAACACGUAUGUGGGGAAUUGGCAAGGGCAAAGCACCACCUGAAGCUUUGGGAGGUUGGCCAUUAUUUGGUCACCUUUCCUUGUUAAAAGGGCCUAAGCCUUCCCACAUAAAUUUGGGUGCCAUGGCCGACAUAUGUGGACCGAUCUUCACAAUCCGAAUCGGGUCUCAUCGAGGUUUGGUAGUGAGUAGCUCUGAGAUGGCUAGAGAGUGCUUCACCACCAACGACUUGGCCUUAGCCUCACGUCCAAACUUGCUUGCCGCGAAGCACAUCGGCUACAACUACGCCAUGUUUGCAUUUGCACCGCAUGGACCCUUUUGGCGCGAGAUUCGUAAGAUAGCCACGGUUGAGUUGCUCUCGAACCGCCGUCUUGAGCUGCUCAAACACAUUAGAAUCUCUGAAGUGGCAGCUUUCGUUAAGGAGUUAUACCAGCAUUGGACUACCAAAUGGAAUGAUAAUGAUCAUUCGGGCCAAGCUUCGGUGGAGAUGAAGCAAAGGUUUUCGGACUUGACGCUCAACGUGAUUCUCAGAAUGGUGGCUGGGAAGCGUUACUCUGUUGAUGCAAAUGAUGGUGGUGAUGUAAAAGAAGGACGCUUAGUUCAGAAAGAAAUAAAGGAAUUCUUUAACCUUGUUGGGCUGUUUGUACCGGGGGAUGCGAUUCCUUAUCUCGGGUGGCUGGAUUUAGGCGGCUAUGAGAAGGCCAUGAAGAAAACUGCAAAGGCUUUGGAUGGUAUUGUUGGUGAAUGGCUUGAAGAGCAUAAGCAGAAUAGAGCAGAAAGGAGUAAUGAAGAGAAAAAGGAACAAGACUUCAUGGAUGUGAUGCUCUCUGUACUUCACGAUUCAGAACUUGGGGGUUUCGAUGCUGAUACAAUCAACAAGGCCACAAUUUUGAAUUUGAUUGCGGGAGGAAGCGACACCACAGCAGUAACCCUAACAUGGGCAGUGUCGCUGUUGCUGAACAAUCGCCACGUGUUGAAAAAGGCCCAAGAUGAACUUGACAGCCAGGUAGGCAAGAACAGAGCCGUGAAUGAGUUCGACAUGCACAAAUUAACAUACAUCCAAGCCAUAGUCAAAGAGACACUACGUUUAUACCCCGCAGCGCCGCUCUCAGGGCCACAUGUCUUCCUCAAGGACUGCACCAUAGGUGGCUACCACAUCCACAAGGGAACUCGGCUCCUCACCAACCUUUGGAAGAUCCAAACCGACCCGAAUUUGUGGCCUGACCCAUUGGACUUCAAGCCCGAGAGGUUUCUCACCACCAACAAAGAUGUGGAUGUUAGGGGUCAGCAUUUUGAGCUGAUCCCAUUUGGAACCGGUAGAAGAGCAUGUCCUGGUAUUUCUUUUGCCCUCCAAAUGGUGCAGUUCACGGUGGCUAGUUUUCUACAAGCGUUUGAAAUAGCCACGCCCUUAGAUGCUUCUGUAGAUAUGACGGAAAGCUUUGGACUAACAAAUAUCAGAGCAACUCCACUUGAACUUCUUAUCACUGCUGAACUUUAUGGCUAA